Panthera uncia (snow leopard) is the source of this 1212-nucleotide messenger RNA. It is a transcript of the gene MRPL12, whose product is annotated as mitochondrial ribosomal protein L12. Gene Ontology annotation, biological process: translation; mitochondrial transcription. Gene Ontology annotation, molecular function: structural constituent of ribosome. Bases 521 to 1120 code for a protein of 199 amino acids. The record is from RefSeq and is a predicted model, not a curated record. The transcript has 3 exons. Gene Ontology annotation, cellular component: mitochondrial large ribosomal subunit; ribosome. NCBI's taxonomy places the organism in Eukaryota, Metazoa, Chordata, Mammalia, Carnivora, Felidae.
CACCUGGGAUCCCCGUGCCCGCCCCGCGGCGGCGGAAAUUCGUUGUCAGCCGCCGCGAGGCUUCCCCAGGUUCUCCCUGGCGGGGCUGCCCGGGGGCCGGGACCGCCUCCCCGAAUCGGACGGAGCCUGGCUCCAAGCGGCGGCCUUUUCUGGCCUUGAUUCCCCCAGCGAGUAGAGGGCCCCCAGCCGGUCACCGUCCAGCCCCAGGCCCCCGGCCACCACCAACGACCCUCUACGCCUGCGCGGUUCGCCGCCUAGUGGGUAAUCUCGGGAAGGGAGCGCGAGGUGCGGCUAGAGUGUCCUCUCCUACUCGUUUGCCCGGCGGCUUCGUCGGCUAGAGCGUCGGUCCCCAACUCUCUCGCCCGUCGGGCCCGCGCGGCUAGAGCGCCCUCGCGCAGCUCGUAUGCUCGGCGGCCUCGGCGGCUAGAGCGUCCUCACGCAGCUCGUAUGCUCGGCGGCCCGGGCGGCUAGAGCGUCCUCCUCCUGGGGAGCCGCGUGUGACCUUCCCGCCCGCGGACCGAUGCUGCCGGCGGCCGCUCGCCCCUUUUGGGGGCCGUGUCUCAGACGUCAGGGCGCUGCGCUCCGUCUCGCCAGGCAACAGGUGCCCCGCGUCUGCGCUGUGCGGCUGAUGAGAUGCAGCAGCCCUCGAAUGGGGGAGGCCCUCGCCGGCGCACCCCUGGAUAACGCCCCCAAGGAGUAUCCCCCCAAGAUCCAGCAGCUGGUCCAGGACAUCGCCAGCCUCACGCUCUUGGAGAUCUCAGAUCUCAACGAGCUUCUGAAGAAAACCCUGAAGAUCCAGGAUGUUGGACUCAUGCCAAUGGGUGGCACAGUGCCUGGUGCUGCCCCUGCUGCAGCAGCCGCAGAGGUGAGCCCAGGCCAGGGUCCUGUGCCGAAAGGCCCCCGUCUUGCCUCGUGUCACAUGGCCCGACGCCCAGAUUUCUCCCAUUGUCCCUUGUCUUGGCCCUGCAUCAGUCAGCGCGCCCUGCAGACCUGUGUGUGCUGGCUGUGGGUUCCCCUGCAGCCCUGCCAAGGGUGUGCGGGUCCCUGCCCGCGCGGAGACCAUGUUUUCGCGGGGGGAAUUGACAAUGAGUCAAAGGAGAAGAAAAUGUUUGUUGAAUAGCAGGACUUGAACUCAAGUGCUACGAGAAAAAAGUAGGGAAGAAGCUGAGGGGAGAGGAGGGUUAUGAUGUCAAGAAAGGCCCUAAAGCCGAG